AUGAUGCACCUUCGAAACCUGGCUAUUGCCAUUGGUGCCCUAGCGACAAUCGCUCAUGGGGCAAAGACAUUGCAGACCGUGACAGGGUGGGGUUCAUUGGAGAGUUCGGCAAAAGUGACAGUCCAGCUCUACGUCCCUGACCAAGUGGCAACCAGCCCAGCUGUGGUUUUUGCGCUUCAUGGCUGCGGUGGUUCUGGGUCAGAAUACUAUCAACGAGAAGCCAAUUACGGCACUUAUGCAGAGGAAAAGGGAUUCUUGGUCGUGUAUCCGAGCAGCAAAAAUGACAGUAAUUGCUGGGAUGUGUCGUCAACUUCAUCUCUCACCCACGACGGCGGCAGCCAAAGCCAGGCUCUGGCUCAGGUCGCAUCCUACCUCCAAGAACAGUACAACGCAGACCCUGACCAGAUCUUUGUCACUGGCUCGUCGUCGGGCUGCAUGAUGACCAACGUCGUCAUGGCUGUCUAUCCCGACGUUUUCAAGGCAGCUUCUUGUUAUUCUGGUGUCGCUGCUGGUUGUCUGGCUGGCUCUCCAGGCAAUAGCCCAGCCGAUUCAAAUCAUACUUGCCCGGAUGGGGACGUUCACAAAACAGGUGCUCAGUGGGCAGAGCAGGUACGCGCCAUGUAUCCCGAGUACAAUGGUACAUAUGGGCGUAUGCAAACAUGGCACGGCACAGCUGACAACCUCGUCUUCUAUGCCAACCUCGCGGAGCAGUUGAAGGAAUGGUCUGCACUAUUAAAUGUCUCAUUUACGAAGAACGUCACAGAUUACCCCACGACCGGGUAUACUAGGAUGGUAUAUGGUGACGGCACAACUCUUGUAGGCUACUCUGCUCAAGGAGUUGGUCACACGGUCCCUGUUCACCCCAAGCUGGAUCUUGCAUGGUUUGGUCUUAGCUAA
Pestalotiopsis fici W106-1 is the source of this 897-nucleotide messenger RNA. RefSeq lists its product as uncharacterized. The record is from RefSeq and is a predicted model, not a curated record. The transcript is spliced from 2 exons. Bases 1 to 897 code for a protein of 298 amino acids. Gene Ontology annotation, cellular component: extracellular region. Gene Ontology annotation, molecular function: hydrolase activity. NCBI's taxonomy places the organism in Eukaryota, Fungi, Ascomycota, Sordariomycetes, Amphisphaeriales, Sporocadaceae.